This is a messenger RNA of Cladocopium goreaui, 909 nucleotides long. Lineage: Eukaryota; Dinophyceae; Suessiales; Symbiodiniaceae. The record is from the annotation of a GenBank genome assembly.
AUGGCAGUGUUGGCUGCCUCGGCACUUGACGUGAUGUCUUCGCCAGAGUCAAUUCAAAGCCCCUCUUGUAAAGCAUGGAGAAGUGUGGACUCCGAAUGCAGCACAGUAGCUCAGUCGUUCUCCCUAGCCUUCGAAGAAGACUCCGAGCCAAUUUCUGAAAAGAAAGCUCAAAAGCCCGAGACGUGCAUAAUCUUUGACUGGGAUGAUACUCUUUUGCCUACCAGCUUCAUAGAAGACGCUGCUCGGAUGUGUGCGCCCAGUUCUUCUCCAGCGCGGCGACGCGCGGGCGUCGGCCGUAGGGGUGCUAGCCGUGGGUUACCAGCGGAUUUCCCAUGCUACACUGCGAUUCAGGAGCACGGACAGCUCAUUGCAAAGGCUUUGCGGCUCGCCAAGAAAUGCAGUGACCGUGUUGCUAUAGUGAGCCUUUCAGAGCGGCCCUGGGUUUUUGAAUCAGCAGAUCAGUACCUACCAGGAUUGGACAUGGCCGAGCUUUUGAAAGAGCUGCAGAUCCCCGUCUACUACGCCCCAGAGCACGCUACUACUCGCUUUCCGCCAGCGGAGACUGCAGCUCUUGAACAUUCAGACCUCGGAUCGGAGGAUCUGAAUGUUACGAUGAAACGCAAUGCCAUGCUGGAGUUUCUCCAGCUUCACAUUGGCCAGAGCGACUUCGAUGGUUUGAACCUCAUCUCGAUUGGUGACUCGUUGGUGGAAAAGGAAGCCGCCCAGGCCUGCGCUCGUUUCGCAGACCUGGAGGGGAAGCCGAGCCUGUGCAAAACCAUCAAGCUGAUUGGGGAUCCCUCCCUGAAGCAACUGAAUGAGCAGCUAAAGACUCUUACGUCACAUAUUGAAACAGUUUGCACCUUGGCGCAGAUCUACAUUAGAGAAUUGACGGCACAGCGCCGACUUUAG